Messenger RNA from Ilex paraguariensis (yerba mate), 1224 nucleotides. NCBI's taxonomy places the organism in Eukaryota, Viridiplantae, Streptophyta, Magnoliopsida, Aquifoliales, Aquifoliaceae. The record is from the annotation of a GenBank genome assembly.
GGACGUGCAGAGGGGGAGAGAGAGAGAGAGAGAGAAUGUACCUGAAGAAGCCGUUUUGGAGUGAUGGUCUGAACUCGAAUUCGCAGACUCAGUCGGAAUCGCCAGUGUCAGAGCUGGUGAACGCGCUGGAUAAGCAGAGACUCUACAGAGAGGUCACUCUCGCACUCCGAACUGGACUCAGAGACGCACGUGCCGAGUUCUCGUUUCUCCGCGUCCGUGGCCUUAAAAGUAUACUCAAGUUCCUCCGAUCUGUUGCCGAAUCUGACUCCACCAUCAAUCUCUUCUGCCAUAGCCAAUCCAUUACUGACCUUCAAGUGAUUCCAGUUCUGUUUGAGCACUCGUUGAAAGAGUCGGAGGAUCAGAGGGUAGCAGAUCUGAAUCAUAUAUUCACUGUUGAACCCUUGAAGAUAACUAGUCCUUCAACUGAUUCUGAAGUUGCGCUUGCACUUCGAGUUUUAGAAGGAUGUUGUUUGCUUCACAGAGAAAGCACAAUUUUGGCCCAUCAACACAAGGCAAUUCCGGUUUUAAUGAAUAUUUUAUCAACUCGAGGAGUACUUGAGCAAGGUGCAUGCUUAGAUGCUUUAAUCUCAAUAAUGCUAGAUUCAUCAGCCAAUCAAAUGGAUUUUGAGGCAUGCAAUGGCAUUGAGGAAGUAGCUAUACUCAUAAGGGACAAACAAGUUGAUGAGAAUCUAAGGCUGAAAUGUGGGGAGUUUUUGCUGCUGCUCAUUGGACAUGUCAAUGGGAGAGAAAGGGCUCCCAUGGCAACAAUACAUGAAGACGUCAGGCGGUUCUUGGGCGAAAAAUCUGCCUCCUUGAUUUGGGCUGCCAGCCAAUUUGGCUCAACCCUUGAUCCAGAGCAAAGACUCACUGCUCUGCAUAUUCAAGCACGCAGGGUUCUUGAGUCACUCGAUCUAUACUGAAUACAAGCAUAUGAAAAUGGUUUCAGCUCUGCCGUUUCUCGGGCAGUCCCCAAUAUUCUCCAGAAUACAAACAGGCUAGGUCCUUUUCUAGUGUAGAUUGAAUAGGGUGAUUGUGUAAUUGCUUGAUUGGACAACUAUGACUAGGAGCAGCAAAAAUUUAUGCUAAUCUUGUUCCAGUCUCAUAUGAAUUGUUAAGUUAUCCAAAAUGUCAUAUAUCUCUUGUGCUCGCUUGUGAGAUCUGUCACAUGCUACAAAGAUAUGAAUCUCAUCCGUGUCUUCAAUCCAACUGCAUCCGGGAUUUUUG